Molecule: messenger RNA, 758 nt
Organism: Phalaenopsis equestris
Lineage: Eukaryota; Viridiplantae; Streptophyta; Magnoliopsida; Asparagales; Orchidaceae
Product: transcription repressor OFP8-like
Exons: 1
Coding region: 119-739 (206 amino acids)
Biological process (GO): negative regulation of DNA-templated transcription
Source: RefSeq, a predicted model, not a curated record
GUGAACACGGGCUCCGCCUUGUGCUAUCAACAGGGAACAACUCGUGUGUGUGUGUAGGCUCCAUCCCUUUAUAAAAGAACCAUAAACAAAACAAUGUCACCAAGCGGAUCAGAGCACGAUGCCUGCCACCAAUGCGAGAAAAAAAAGCGGAUCGGGAUCGCUUUUCUCAUUCUCUUGCAGAUGCCGAGAUGCGAAAUCAGUGUCGAUUUCUGCAUCAACUUCCGGUUCAUCCGAGAUAUCACCAGAUAUUUUGCGACCGCCGAGGUAUGUAUCUUCUUCCUCCGGCGACACGCGGACCUCCGUCUCGUUGUCCUUGGCUGAAAGGAUGCGGGUUCAUGACGACGGCAGCAAGCACACCACAAGCUUACGCGCCCUGCUUUGGGAGCUCAAAGAACUGGAGCAGAGCGUGAAGGCGUGGGGUGGUGGUCGCCAGAUGCCGGCUGAGACGGGAGAGGAGGAACUAUGGAAGUAUCGGCGGCACAGGAGGAGCAGUAUGGGGAAAGUAGAGGAUAGUGUCGCGAUCGUGAAGGAGACGGAGAACCCUUUACGAGAUUUCAGGAUUUCGAUGCUGCAGAUGAUCGUGGAGAAGGAGAUCGUCGGUAUGGUAGAGCUCCGUGAGCUUCUCCAGCGAUUUCUAUCCGUCAAUUCGCCGAGACACCACGAUGUAAUCCUCCUCGCUUUCUCCGAGAUCUGGGCGGAGGUUUUCUCCGAUCUUCCCACCGUCUCUAAAUCGACCUAGAAUGUUAACUGUGGUUGAU